Molecule: messenger RNA, 737 nt
Organism: Arabidopsis lyrata subsp. lyrata
Lineage: Eukaryota; Viridiplantae; Streptophyta; Magnoliopsida; Brassicales; Brassicaceae
Product: E3 ubiquitin-protein ligase UPL6
Exons: 5
Biological process (GO): protein polyubiquitination; ubiquitin-dependent protein catabolic process
Molecular function (GO): ubiquitin protein ligase activity
Source: RefSeq, a predicted model, not a curated record
UACAGGUCUUGUGGGUUUUGUUUUGGGUGUUAAGAUUGAACCAUUGCCAUUACAAAAUGUUAGCUGGAACUGCAAAUGCAACACUUCAAAGUGUUUUUUCCCUUCUCUUAUGUGGACAAGUGCAUUUGUUGUGGCUAAGAGGAAAAGUUUGUUUCAAUCUUUUAUGCUCCUGAUGGGCAAGGUGCUGAUUGGUUUUUGGCUGCAGAAAUUCUUUAGAGGUCGACGAUCAAUGGCCAUUGAGCGCUCGAAGGUGCGGCAUGAUUUCUGUGAAACCUAUGGGAAUAAUUGCCAGAAUGUCGAUAGACAUUGCUUUGAGCCAGGCUCAAGUUUCCUCCGGCAGUUUCUGUUUUUUUUCAAGGCACAAAACUCGGGAGAUUUUUUGAUACUUGUGGAGACUUGUCGUCUACUGCAGAGUUUCGUUGACAGCAGUGGUGACAUUGUCAGCCUUUUUUCUGGCUUGGACUAUUCCUUUAAGCAUAAUUUGGUGGAUUUUAGAGUAAAGAAACUUGCAUUUACCUGUAUCGAAGCUAUACACCAGAAUAGGAACCGUUUAAGGGAUCAGCUCUUAGUUACUCCUGAAGAAGCUAGCAUUUCAACAGCUAUCUUGAUGGAGGCAGUGUCGUUGUUGCUAGAUCCUAAGCUGCCUUGGGUCUGCAAAAUAGUUAGUUAUCUACAUAAAGAGAACGUAUUCAAACUGGUCCGAGAAAUGGUCACUACGGCUAAGGAAAGCUCAAGAG